CAAAGGAUGGAACCAAAAGGGAACCCGCCGGGACUCCAGCCUCCAGCUUGAAGCUCAAGGAAAGUGAACAAGCGAUUUAGAGGAAGGCUGGGCACGGAGGGUGAAGGCGCAUGCCCAGGCACAGCAGGUGCUGGGGGGGCGCGCCGACACCGCGGCCUCCCCUUUAAGAGGCGCCACCGCCCACGGUCCGCCGCUGCGGCAGGGACCUCCCCUUUAACGGCGGCAACUCCGCGCUCCGCUGACCCCACGGCGGCUGCCGCUGCUAACAGCAGCUCCUGCUGCCUCAGCCGCCGGCCUCGGGCAGCUGCAUCCUCACCCGGGCUGGGUCCCGCCCCGCCAUGGUGUCCUGGAUCAUCUCUCGCCUGGUGGUGCUCAUCUUUGGCACCCUGUACCCAGCCUAUUCUUCCUACAAGGCCGUGAAGACGAAAAACGUGAAGGAAUAUGUAAAAUGGAUGAUGUACUGGAUAGUCUUCGCCUUCUUCACCACAGCGGAGACACUUACGGAUAUAAUACUGUCCUGGUUCCCCUUCUACUUUGAGCUCAAGAUUGCUUUUGUGAUAUGGCUGCUGUCCCCGUACACCAAGGGCUCCAGCGUUCUCUACCGCAAGUUCGUGCAUCCAACACUGUCCAACAAGGAAAAGGAAAUCGACGAAUACAUCACGCAAGCCCGAGACAAGAGCUAUGAGACCAUGAUGAGGGUGGGCAAGAGGGGCCUGAACCUGGCUGCCAAUGCUGCCGUCACAGCUGCUGCCAAGGGCCAGGGGGUGCUGUCAGAAAAGCUCCGGAGUUUCAGCAUGCAGGACCUGACUCUCAUUCGAGACGAGGAUGCCUUACCGCUUCAGGGGCCGGAUGGCCGCCUCCAACCCGGCCCUGUGGGUCUCCUGGACACUAUUGAGGACUUAGGAGAUGAGCCCGCCCUGAGUCUAAGGUCAAGCUCGAGCCAGGCAGAUCCCCGGACAGAGACCUCAGAAGAUGACCUGGGAGACAAGGCACCCAAGAGGACCAAACCCAUCAAGAAAGUACCCAAAGCUGAGGUGAGAAUACAGGCCGUGGCCUGGGGAGGCAGGGACGAUAACAGUGGGAACAAACUGAGCCCCGUUGUCCUCUCUACAUAGCCACCGGCUUCCAAAACGCUCAAGACCAGGCCCAAGAAGAAGAGUCCUGGAGGGGGUGACUCAGCUUGAGAACUUCAGCUUACCCUACCCCUCCAUCUGUAGGACAAAACAAGCACUGAGAAGAGCUGCAGCCCUGGCCCCUCUGACAGUGGGCCACUAGCCCCAAGUGUUUCAGACCCGCAAACCCCUAGAUGGCUGUUUCCAGUACCCCCAUCCCAUGAACACUCCUCUGGAGGGGACUUGGCAAAGAGGAGAUUGAGGACAGACGUGAUGACUAAGCCCUUGAGGUGGAGGCUCUGUGGCCAGCACUGCUCUUGCUGCUCUAGUCCCGCCCUGCCCAUCCAGUGCCUUGCUGACCAUGGCCAUCCCUUCUCUGAGGCCUGACCUGUCCCCCGCCUCUCUCCUUUGAAUGGGAGUAGUGGUCACCAUUUAGAAAGACCAGGGAGGGGGCCUUGAGAAGGGGAAGAAACGGAGCGGGUCUGGGAGGAGUGGGUCUGGGAGGAGGGUGUUUUCGAGGGCACAGCUCUGAGUGGAGACACGAGUUUUCAAUAUCCAGCAUGGCCUUGCCAGUACUGCAGCUGGUAGGGCUGUGCAUUCUACAAAAGAGGUGAGAUUCCGAGGCUGUGCGUGCUGGGAAGGUUGGGUGUAAGGGGUCGCCUCCUCCCUACUUCAGCCCUGGUCUUUCUUCCUCUUUACCCACCCAUGUUGGUCUCUGAACCUCAGGACUCAAGCCUUUGACAGAAAGAGGCUCCAAGGGGCCUCUCCCUACCCUUCCACCCUUGAUCCCUUUCACACAUUCAUGCCCACAGGUUGGACUCCUCUACUCCUAGGCUCCACUGCAGAGGCCCUGCCAAGCUGGCUUCUUUCCUCUCCUGUAAAGGGGACCCAUCCCACCUUGCCACGGGGUCCCCUUCCUGUGCCAAGCAAACCCCUGUCAGAACCAACCCCUGGCCCCGGUUCUGCCAGCCUCAAUGGGGCCAAGUGGAACCUGUGAAGGGAAAGAAAUGCAGGAGCUGAGGCUCCCAAUUUCAUGGUGCCCACUGGACCUUGGCACUGGAUGAGCCAAUAAACGAAGCUCUGACACCUCC
Molecule: messenger RNA, 2203 nt
Organism: Rattus norvegicus (Norway rat)
Lineage: Eukaryota; Metazoa; Chordata; Mammalia; Rodentia; Muridae
Source: RefSeq, a predicted model, not a curated record